Messenger RNA from Lepus europaeus (European hare), 1985 nucleotides. It is a transcript of the gene ANKRD54, whose product is annotated as ankyrin repeat domain 54. Gene Ontology annotation, cellular component: cytoplasm; nucleus. The coding region runs from base 79 to 984 and encodes 301 amino acids. Gene Ontology annotation, biological process: regulation of protein kinase activity; regulation of intracellular signal transduction. Lineage: Eukaryota; Metazoa; Chordata; Mammalia; Lagomorpha; Leporidae. The record is from RefSeq and is a predicted model, not a curated record. The transcript is spliced from 8 exons. Gene Ontology annotation, molecular function: protein binding; protein kinase regulator activity.
GCUUGGGGCGGAGGGAAGUGGGUCCGUUGGUCGGUCGGGAACGAGGCUGUGGCGGCCAGGCCCGCGCCGAGGGUUGCCAUGGCAGCCGCCGCCGGGGGCGCGGACGACGAGCCGCGCUCGGGCCGCUCGAGCUCGGAGGGCGAGUGCGCCGUGGCGCCGGAGCCGCUGACGGGCGCCGAGGGCCUCUUCUCCUUCGCCGACCUCGGCGCUGCGCUGGGCGGCGGCGGCGGCGCGGGCCUGGCGGCGCGGGCGUCCGGCGGGGCGCAGUCCCCGCUGCGCUACCUGCACGUCCUGUGGCAGCAGGACGCGGAGCCGCGCGAGGAGCUGCGCUGCAAGAUCCCCGCCGGCCGGCUGCGGCGAGCCGCCAGGCCGCACCGCCGCCUCGGGCCCACGGGCAAGGAGGUGCACGCGCUGAAAAGGCUGAGGGACUCGGCCAACGCCAAUGACGUGGAAACAGUGCAGCAGCUGCUGGAAGACGGCGCGGAUCCCUGUGCAGCUGACGACAAGGGCCGCACGGCUCUCCACUUCGCCUCCUGCAAUGGCAAUGACCGCAUCGUGCAGCUCCUCCUGGACCAUGGGGCCGAUCCCAACCAGCGCGACGGGCUGGGGAACACACCGCUCCACCUGGCGGCCUGCACCAACCACGUCCCUGUGAUCACCACACUGCUGCGAGGAGGGGCCCGGGUCGAUGCCCUGGACCGAGCCGGGCGCACGCCCCUGCACCUGGCCAAGUCGAAGCUGAGCAUCCUGCAGGAGGGCCACUCCCAGUGCCUGGAGGCCGUACGACUGGAGGUGAAGCAGAUCAUCCAGAUGCUGAGGGAGUACCUGGAGCGCCUGGGGCGCCACGAGCAGCGCGAGCGGCUGGAUGACCUCUGCACCCGCCUGCAGAUGACAAGCACCAAAGAGCAGGUGGACGAAGUGACCGACCUCCUGGCCAGCUUUACCUCUCUGAGUUUGCAGAUGCAGAACAUGGAGAAGAGGUAGCAAGAGAGGGUCCCUGCCUCCUCGCUUGCCACUGCCCCUUCCCGCCCCCACUGCGCUCAUUCAAAGCAAAAGCCGGGUGUCUGGCGAGGACUUGACCUUCAUCCCCAGAUGCUGGGGGCGGAGGCAUGAUUUCUGCCACCUCAGAACUGCUCCCCUGGUCUCCAUCAUCUCUGUGGGCCAGGACCAUUGUCCCCCACUUCUUCCUCCAGCUCCUGCUGCACCAUACCAGUCCGUGCAGGCACACUGUAGCUCUGUGUGACAGGCACUACGUGGGUUCCACUUGUCCCACGGCCUCCCUGGGCCCUCAGCAGGCCCCAGAGCCUCCUCUGCUCCUUCCCUGCCAUGUUGGCUUAGGACAGGCCAAGGGCACUGCCACUGGGCCUCAUGGUUUGGCCUUGUGCCUCUCACCAGCGCUGAGACGGACUUGUCGCCUGACCUUUGAGGAGACACUGCAGUGAGCUUCCGUAGCUGGAAGGGGGAGGGUGGGUGAUGCUUAGGCCUUAAAAAUACCGUGUUAGGACCCUGCCGAGCCCGAAGCAGCGUCUGCAGCCCCUUUCCUCCCAGCCAUCGGAACCCCAGGAGGGUGUGGCAGUUUGCAGCCCGGGUGUAGGAGGCUGCUAGUGGCUGCUGAGUGUCCGUCAUGAAUUCCAGGAUCCCGUGACCCUCGCUUUGGAUGGCAGAGGGGCUCUGUAGUGACGCUGUGUCCCAGGGCCGUGGCCGGGGAGAGUACCCUGGGUGCCUGGGUGGGAUGUGUAGUCACAGGGAUCCUACCGGCGGAAGCCGGAGACGUGAGCGGAAGUGGGAGCUACGCCGAUGGACGGACGCGAGAAGCUGGCGUAACCCCAGGAGGGGGCUGCGAGCCGAGGAAGCUGGAGAGGCAAAGAAAUGGUUCUUUACUCGGAAUUCCAGGAGAGCCGGCCCUGCUGACACUUGCCUGUGGCUCAGUGAGACUGAACCUAAAAGUCUGGCCUCCAGAACUGUAAGAAAAUAAAGCUGUGUGA